Molecule: messenger RNA, 1883 nt
Organism: Xyrauchen texanus (razorback sucker)
Lineage: Eukaryota; Metazoa; Chordata; Actinopteri; Cypriniformes; Catostomidae
Product: dnaJ homolog subfamily B member 1-like
Exons: 3
Coding region: 169-1191 (340 amino acids)
Cellular component (GO): cytosol
Molecular function (GO): transcription corepressor activity; Hsp70 protein binding
Source: RefSeq, a predicted model, not a curated record
UCCGGUAAAUCCCAAGGACUUUGAGAAAUUUCUCGAACUUUCUGGACGUCUUCAGAAAAGGGCAAUCCGGACAACACCCUUCAAACAAGUGUCCAUCAACACUUCUGUAAGGAGAACUGAACUCUGUAGGAUGUCCUGAAGCUGCUGUUUAAACAACACUAGUGCCUGAUGGUGAAAAUGGGGAAGGAUUAUUACAGUGUUUUGGGGAUUCAGAAGGGCGCAUCUGAUGAUGAAAUAAAGAAAGCAUAUCGCAAACAAGCGCUCAAAUACCAUCCGGACAAGAACAAGGCACCGGGCGCCGAGGAGAAGUUCAAGAAGAUCGCUGAAGCUUAUGACGUGUUGAGUGACCCGAAAAAGAAAGACAUAUACGACAAAUUUGGCGAAGAAGGGCUGAAGGGAGGCACCCCUGGCGGGGGAGGCAGUGGUGGUAAUUUCAACUACACUUUCCAAGGCGACCCUCAUGCAAUGUUUACAGAAUUUUUCGGCGGACGGAACUCUUUCGAACAUAUUUUCGGCCGCAAUGGUGGCAUGAACGAGGACAUGGAAACUGAUGACCCUUUCGCUAGUUUUGGGAUGGGUGGCAUGGGUGGUUUCCCCCGGUCCUUUAACACACGCGGGCAUGGUGGGAGAGUGGAGAAAAAGAAGGACCCUCCGGUGACCCAUGACAUCAGGGUUAGUCUAGAAGAAGUGUUUACUGGCUUCACGAAGAAGAUGAAGAUCUCACGCAAGCGCCUGAAUCCUGAUGGAAGAACGACACGUACGGAAGAAAAGAUCCUUACAGUGGAUGUGAAGAAAGGAUGGAAGGAGGGAACCAAGGUUACUUUCCCCAAAGAAGGUGAUGAGACGCUGACAAAUAUCCCUGCAGAUGUGGUGUUUGUAGUGAAGGACAAGCCACAUCCUGUGUACAGACGAGAUGGAUCGGACAUCAUUUAUCCAGCUAAAGUUACACUCAAAGAGGCACUCUGCGGUUGCACAGUUCAUGUUCCAACAUUGGAUGGUCGCACGGUAACUGUAACGUCUCGGGACAUUGUCCGUCCUGGAAUGAAACGGCGUGUCACUGGGGAGGGUCUUCCCCUUCCAAAAUCACCAGACCGUCGUGGGGACCUAAUUGUGGAAUAUGAGGUUAAAUUCCCUGAAAGGCUAAGUCAGAGUGCCAAGGACACAAUUGGAAACGUUUUGUCAGCUUCAUGAGCUGUGUAUCAAACUAUAUUAGAGCUGUUACCAAUGGGAUCUUUUUGUUUUUGUUUCUAUGCUUUCAAAGUAGCUUAUAAGGUGUUCUAAACAAGAUAUACCUGAGCAGCUGAACUUUUGGAGGACUGCAUCAAGGAUAUUUCAAUUAUUCUGGAAUGCACUGCCAAUGAAAGACUAUCUGAGCAAAAACAGAUGGAUUAGACUAGCUUUUUGCAUCUGUUAUGUACAUUUUGAACCCGUGUUUGCUUUGGGUCUGGACCAACAGAAAGUCCAUGAAUUCAUUCCAGCUUCGGCCUUUUGGCCAGUGUUUUGUUGUGCACUGCACACUUGAGUUUGAGUAAGAAGUGUAUGUUCUGCUUGAAUGUCUUGCAACAAAGACUUUUCGCCAAUGUUGUCUAAUGGAACUGUUUUGUGACUUCAUUAAAAGUGAUUAACAAACAUAAUGGUGGCCUUAUAGUAAAGGUAUUUUAAGCUGUGCGCAUACACGGCUGAGUCUGAUUUAUGUGUGAAACAGCAUUUUAUUCAGAUGCUACGAGGUAAAACAAGGGGAGGUUGGUAUAUCUAAAGUGGGACAACAGCAUGGCUGUAUAUCUGAUUAUACCUGUAUGUGUCUUGAGAGUUGUUUUAUUAUUCUAAGCAAUUCAUUUAAAAGUACAGGAAUGUCAUUUUGUUGUUGAAUCAACAUCUCGCCA